CUGUCUCUGUGCACGGUCUGUGACCAUGGCACCACAGAGACGGACGGGUGGCACACGCACAGACACACCCACUCACUCACUCAGACCAUGGCAUCUCACACACCACACACACACGCAUCCUCUAGAUAGAGAGACAACUCGCCACAGCUGCCACAGCUGUAGUGACCUGUCUCUCUUCCCACAAUGCAUGGAAACGUUACGACAUGACACGGCACAACACACAUGCACACGCACAUGCAUGCCCAACGACGUGGGGUCUUGUGGCCUCGUUGGCGAGCUGGAAGGACUAGCCAGGCUGAGUGGCUUGAAGCGGACACCAGCCGCAGUCCACCGCCACCAUGCAGCCAGAUCCACGUCAGUGGUUGACUUCGAUGUGGACGUGAUUCCAGUCGGCCACGCUCAGCCACUGCUUCGUGGGCCCCACCUCGGCGAACGCCUCGAUGUUGUAGUCUUUGUAGGGUCUGAAGCGCACCUUGCCAGGCCCAACGUCUUCCAGGUGGCAACAGCGGACGGACAGCUUCAGGAGGACGCCGCUGCACACAACAUACACAAAAUGCACUCACGUGCGUGUCUGCACUCUGGCGUGGCUGUGGUGCCCACCGGUUGGUGGCGUAGUCGAACGUGGCCUCUGGUGUCGGCGAGGCGUAGAUCCAGCCGUCACGGCUCGGCUUGAGGCUUUCCUCCUUCUGAAGGGAGACACACGCCCACGCAGGCAACACCAUGACGCGAGACACCCCUCUCUCCCUCCCUCCCUCCCUCCCUCCCUCCUCGCCUUUCCCGCCUCUCUCCGUCACAUACGCAGAUCUUCCGCCGGUUUUCUCCAUUUGUCUGGUGCCAGAGCGUUGCGAAGUGGUCGUCCUUGUUGUAUUGGCGCGCGCCCAAGCUUUUGUCAUGGGUGUAAGUGACGGUCUUGCAGAUGACGGUCUUGGUGCUGAAACCACCACCUCUGCCGGAUCCACCACCUUUGCCGCCACGGAAGCAUUUGGGCGCCAUCUUUCAAUUGUACAAGACGAAAAGAGCGAUGAGGGACGGACACGACAACGAGGAAGCACCGGUGCCGGCGGGAGCUGAUCUUUUGCGACGGCUCCUCUCUCCAUUUCACAGGUCAUUGUCGCUUAUUGGGUCUUCGUAGUCAGGCCUUG
Vitrella brassicaformis is the source of this 1142-nucleotide messenger RNA. Lineage: Eukaryota; Vitrellaceae. The record is from the annotation of a GenBank genome assembly.